AUCCCAUUAGCUUACAAACAAACCAACACCCAGCAGCUGUCAAUAGAUUUAUAUUGUAAAUUUGAUUUUAUUGCCAAACGAAAAUUACUUUCCAAAGUUUAAUUGCCAAUUUUGAUCAUUUAUGUUAAAGUGCUUUAAAUUUAAUCCAAUGUUUAAAAUACCUUUAAAUUCUGAGUGUGUUAUUUAAGUUUAAUUUUCUUCUUGUUCCAAGAUCUAUGUUGUAGUUAUUUCAUUAUGAAGAUUUGCUUCGUUUGGUUACUAAUUGUCACUUUUCAUCUCUGGUUAUCUACAAUUUUGUGCCAACAAGAGCCAACAAUAUCAUUUAUUAGUAAAGAAAAAAUUGUCGAUUUAGGUGAAACAGUUGAACUUAUUUGUGACACAGUUUUUACUAGCGGAUAUGCUGUUCAAUGGAUUAAAUUGGAUAACCCACCUUCAAUCCUUUCAUCUGGAUCUACCAUACAAUUUCCAGAUAAUCGUAUUGGAAUUAGUGUUGAAAAAGAUCGCUUCAAAUUGAAGAUCAGAGAUGUUAGAGAAGUAGAUAAUGGCGAAUAUAUGUGUCAAAUAACAAGUUCAUCGUCGGUUCCCAUCGCGAAAGCAUCAGUUAACCUGACUGUUCGUAUUCCUCCAGUCAUCAGCGAUGAUAGCACUCGACAUGUAAUUACAUCUGUUGGUACUCCUGUUGUAAAACUAAAGUGUUCCGCUGAUGGUCAUCCUAAACCUAGAAUCUCAUGGCGUCGUGAUGGUAAUAAAGAGUUAACAGGUUAUGGAGCCCAUUUUAUUGGAUCUGAAUUGACUUUAACCAACAUCACGAUCAACCAUCAAGGAACUUAUUACUGCAUUGCUGACAAUGGUGUUGCUCGAGGUGAUCGUAGAGCCAUAUCAAUUGAAGUUGAAUUUCCUCCGCUCAUUACUGUACCAAAAGAAAGAGUCAGUCAAGCUCUGAAGCAUAAUCAAUUGCUUGUUUGUAAAGUUCGAGCCUUCCCAUUGGCAUCAAUUUCUUGGUACAAAGAAGGCGACAAUUACCAAGAAGCACUUUCAAACAACAGAAAUUAUAACAUAUCAAUUUUUCAAACAAACAAUGAAUUUGAAUUCACAACUAUUUUGCGAGUUCAAAACAUUGAAAAGAGGAAUUAUGAUCGUUAUUAUUGUCAAGCUUCUAAUAAACUUGGAACGAGCAAAGGAAUCAUUGAAUUGGAGGAAACACAGAACGUUAUCUGUCCACCUGAUUGUUCAUCUCAAUACCAAGCUUAUGGAAGUGACUCUUCAAUCCUUAAAUUUCAACCAAGUGCCUUAAUUUAUAAUAUUAUCAUCUUAAUUUUUGCCAAUUUAUUUUGUACUUUUGCAUAAUUUCACUUUGCAUGUUAUUUUUGCAUUUAUCAUUGACGAAUGAUCUGAAACAAUUUCCGUCCAAUCAUGAAACAUUCAAUUUGACAUUCCUCAUUAUGUUAUUGUCGAAUAGGAUUUCAGAAUUAACAGUUCCUCUGUAAUUCCGAACAACUUUUUAAACCCAAACUUAUUAUUCUAUUAUUGAAGAAUGAUCUGAAACAAUUUCCGUCCAAUCAUGUAACAUUCAAUUUGAUUCAACAGUAUUUCAAAUCAUUCCUCAUCCAAAUCAUGUCAAAUCACACAACUCACAUAGCCUUUUGCUAGCCAUUCCAUUUCACUGCUCAAUAAAAACACUAAAUUACUGAGCAAUAACAAUAAUUCUCACUUUUGAUUGUCAAUUUACAGCUAUCAAAUUUGAUCACAACGAAAUAAAGUUAAAUGUCAAAUGGUAA
Messenger RNA from Tetranychus urticae (two-spotted spider mite), 1778 nucleotides. RefSeq names its product lachesin. The record is from RefSeq and is a predicted model, not a curated record. Lineage: Eukaryota; Metazoa; Arthropoda; Arachnida; Trombidiformes; Tetranychidae. Gene Ontology annotation, cellular component: neuron projection.